Messenger RNA from Dreissena polymorpha, 786 nucleotides. Its product is annotated as phospholipase D C-like. The transcript has a single exon. NCBI's taxonomy places the organism in Eukaryota, Metazoa, Mollusca, Bivalvia, Myida, Dreissenidae. The coding region runs from base 1 to 786 and encodes 261 amino acids. The record is from RefSeq and is a predicted model, not a curated record.
AUGAACACCGAGUCUCGACUGAAUAUGAACACCGAGUCUCGACUGAAUAUGAACACCGAGUCUCGACUGAAUAUGAACACCGAGUCACGACUGAAUAUGAGCACCGAGUCUCGACUGACUAUGAACACCGAGACUCGACUGAAUAUGAACACCGAGUCUCGACUGAUUAUGAACACCAAGUCUCGACUGAGUAUGAACACCGAGUCUCGACUGAUUAUGAACACCGAGUCUCCACUGAAUAUGAACACCGAGUCUCGACUGAAUAUGAAAACAGAGUUUCGACUGAAUAUGAAUACCGAGUCUCGACUGAAUAUGAACACCGAGUCUCGACUGAAUAUGAACACCGAGUCUCGACCGAAUAUGAACACCAAGUCUCGACUGAAAAUGAACACCGAGUCUCGACUGAAUAUGAACACCGAGUGUCGACUGAAUAUGAACACCGAUUCUCGACUGAAUAUGAACACCGGGUCUCGACUGAAUAUGAACACCGAGUCUCGACUGAAUAUGAACACCGAGUCUAGACUGAAUAUGAACACCGAGUCUCGACUGAAUAUGAACACCGAGUCUCCACUGAAUAUGAACACCGAGUCUCCACUGAAUAUGAACACCGAGUCUCGACUGAAUAUUAACACCGAGUCUCGACUGAAUAUAAACACCGAGUCUCGACUGAAUUUGAACAUCGAGUCUCGACUGAAUAUGAACACCGAGUCUCGACCGAAAAUGAACACCGAGUCUCGACCGAAUAUGAACACCGAGUCUCGACCGAAUAUGAACACCGAGUCUUGA